This is a messenger RNA of Hyaloscypha bicolor E, 1231 nucleotides long. RefSeq lists its product as uncharacterized. The transcript has 3 exons. The coding region runs from base 92 to 1231 and encodes 379 amino acids. Lineage: Eukaryota; Fungi; Ascomycota; Leotiomycetes; Helotiales; Hyaloscyphaceae. The record is from RefSeq and is a predicted model, not a curated record.
ACAAAGUUCACCCGCAGACCAUCUUUACGACGAUAUCGUGCAUGCUCAUGUCAAAUGCGGACACCACGGCGGCAUUGAAAAUAACCUUAACAUGAGUCACGCAGGAAAGGCUCCCAGGCUCGGGCUCGCCCGAAAAGAUGUUCCGAUACGCCCAUCAACCAACGUGGCAUUCAAUCCCCUUGAAAUAGCUGAUCUGAUGACCAGAUACUACCAGCUUCUCUCCAGAAUGCGGUAUUUCCCGGAGUCGUGUAUAAAACAUGCACCCCACGAUCCUCCAGUCGACGCCGAGUUUGCUGCGUGUUUGGGAAUGGAACCACAGGUCAUUGAGCUCCUUCAACUUCUCCCUUAUGUUGAUGGUUUGCAUAAUGAAGACGAGUUCAUCAUGCAUGGAAGUUUUGCAGAUUUUAGAAAGAGGAGUGUCUUGGAACAGAGCAGGGAUCCGAAAUUCAUAAGGCCGGAGAAGGGAUUUGAUAUUGAGAAUGGGGAAUAUGUGAGGCCCUGGGUGCUGGUGGUGACGGAGUGCGGAAACCGCGGAUCUGUUGUUUACUACGACACAAGAAACGGUCACCUGAUGCUAGAAGAUUUCUACGGAGGGAGUUUAGAUCCCAUUUUCUCAGGUCGAAGAAACGGAUCUCCUUCCUCUGUGAAUCAAAACUCCAUCGAUAACCUACCGAGUAGGCCGGCGAAAGAGAUGCUCGAAGAUUUCAUGAAUCGACACCAGACACUGGAAUGGACUCCCUUUUACCUGAACGCGUAUCGCAUAUUUCGUGAAGGAGAACCGCACCAUGCUGAGUUGAAACAGCUGUUUGAGUAUUACGGAUGGCCCGACAACUUCGACGGGCCCGCGUUCGAGGUUGGCGCAGAUCGAUGGCGAACUUUCAAUCGGGUGCGUGAGCAGGUGGAUGAGAGAAAGAAGAAUAUUGUGAGUGAGCAAUUAGCUGAGGCCGAGGAUUCAACAGAGAGCAUGGGUGGGGAGGGUGGGGAGAUCGAGAAGGCUUGGAAGAAGCAGAUAAGGAGCUAUAUUCGUUGGAUUCAAAGUAAUCUAGAUUUCUCCAAACGGGAAGGCGGAAAGUUUGAGGUUGAGGAAGAGACGAAAAAGAUGGAGGACGAUAUCCGUGGGUUGGAGGAGAAGUUCAGGAAUGUGGCGAGCUUACCGAAGACAGGUGAAGAGGCAAUUCAGCGUCCGGGCCCGACGGCUAUCAGACAUGAGGUUCUGAAAUAUGUAAUCUGA